UGCAAAUGACCUCUUACGGGUUUUAUGGCGCUCCACACGCAGCAGGUUUCGAAGGUUCUCGCCCGUUUUCGGGCGGCCGGGGCGGUGUGAGCCGGCAUUGCCCCAUUUGUUAUUGGUCUCAACAAGCCACAAAACGCCUCGCACUUGUCACAGACUUGACACAGAGGUUGUGACCGAGCCAGACAGCGCUGGGUCUAGUCCACCCGGGGGUUGUUUAAGGGAUAGAAAGGGUUUCCCUUCUCUGGUCCAGACCAGUUUUGACCUUAAAAGAAGAGGUUUGCCGUGCCCUGUGCGAGACGGGACAGGUGGCCAGGGCGCUCCGCUCGCCGCCCUCCUCGCCCGGCGCGGUGCCCGCAGCGAUGCCAGAGCACAGCCCCGCUGUCAUCGCCUGACGGACACCCGGCACACCCAGGGGACAGCUCCCCCCUGCCCUGGGCAGAGGGGCUGACAGAAAGGAGCGUGGUGGCUGAAAGUGCCUGGCACCUUCUGGCACCUCCCCGGGCAAGGAACACUGUGCUGCUGCCACAAAGACUCCCACAGACAUCCAAGUCAGAGGAGAGCAGGCAAAAUGGCCUCGAUCUUCCGGAGCGAGGAGAUGAGCCUGAUGCAGCUCUUCCUUCAGGUGGAGGCUGCCUACUGCUGCGUGGCUGAGCUUGGGGAGCUGGGUCUGGUCCAGUUCAGAGAUCUGAAUGUGAAUGUCAACAGCUUCCAGAGAAAGUUUGUGAAUGAAGUGAGAAGGUGCGAAUCCUUGGAGAGGAUCCUGCGUUUUCUGGAAAAUGAGAUGGAAGACGAUGUUGAGAUAGUCAAGCGAGAAAAGUACCCAGAGACCCCCCUGCCUCGGGAGAUGAUUGAUAUGGAGACAGUGCUGGAGAAACUUGAAGCCGAGCUUCUGGAAGCCAACCAGAACCAGCAAACACUGAAGCAGAACUUCCUUGAACUGACAGAGCUCAAACAUCUGCUGAAGAAAACCCAGGACUUCUUUGAGGCAGAAACCAAUCUGCCGGAUGAUUUCUUCAGUGAGGACACAUCUGGACUGCUGGAGCUGAAAAGCACUCCUGCUGCUGCUGCUGCCAAGCUGGGAUUCACAGCAGGGGUAAUAAGGAGGGAAAGGAUGAUACCCUUUGAACGUUUACUGUGGAGAGCCUGCAGGGGAAAUAUCUACCUGAGGUACACGGAAAUGGACACCCCCAUGGAGGACCCUGUGACAAGAGAAGAGGUGAAGAAGAAUGUGUUCAUUAUCUUUUAUCAAGGAGAGCAACUUAAACAAAAAAUCAAGAAGAUUUGUGACGGAUUUCGUGCCACAGUCUAUCCCUGUCCAGAGUCUGCCACCGAGCGCCGAGAAAUGCUUGAUGGAGUCAACACAAGGAUUGAGGAUUUAAACACGGUGAUGACACAAACUGAAUCUCACCGCCAGCGACUGCUGUAUGAGGCAGCAGCCAACUUGUGGUCCUGGGGGAUCAAAGUGAAGAAAAUCAAGGCUAUCUACCACAUCCUGAAUUGCUGUAACAUCGACGUCACCCAGCAGUGUGUCAUUGCAGAGAUCUGGUUCCCAGUGGCUGAUGCUGACCGGAUAAAAAGAGCUCUCCAUCACGGAAUGGAGCGCAGUGGCUCUACCAUUGCCCCUAUCCUUACUGCCAUACACACCAGGAUGGCACCACCCACCUUCAACAGGACCAACAAGUUCACAGCUGGAUUUCAGAACAUUGUGGAUGCGUAUGGUGUGGGCAACUACAGGGAGAUGAACCCAGCUCCAUACACUAUCAUUACUUUCCCCUUCUUGUUUGCGGUGAUGUUUGGGGAUUGUGGCCAUGGUGCUGUCAUGCUGGGCUUUGCACUCUGGAUGGUCAUUAAUGAGAAGAGCCUUCUGGCCCAGAAGAGCACUAAUGAGAUCUGGAAUACCUUUUUCAGCGGGCGCUACCUGAUCCUGCUCAUGGGCAUAUUCUCCAUGUACACUGGAUUCAUCUAUAAUGACUGCUUCUCCAAAUCAUUCAACUUCUUUGGUUCUUCCUGGCAUAUCAUCCCCAUGUUUAAAAAUAACACUUGGAAUAAGGACGUGCUUCUAGACAAUACGGUGCUGCAGUUGGAUCCAGCAGUCCCAGGAGUCUACUCUGGAAAUCCAUAUCCAUUUGGAAUAGAUCCGAUCUGGAAUGUUGCAUCAAACAAGCUGACUUUCCUGAACUCUUACAAAAUGAAGAUGUCGGUUGUCAUAGGGAUUGUGCACAUGAUUUUUGGGGUGAUACUCAGUCUCUUCAACCACAUCUACUUCAGGAAAUAUAUAAACAUUAUCCUUCAGUUCAUUCCAGAGAUGAUUUUUAUUAUCUCUCUUUUUGGCUACCUGGUCUUCAUGAUUAUUUUCAAAUGGUGUCAUUUUGAUGUCCACUCAUCCCAGAGUGCACCAAGCAUCCUCAUCCACUUCAUCAACAUGUUUCUGUUCAAUUAUAGUGACACUUCAAACGCUCCACUGUAUCUGCAUCAGAAAGAAGUGCAGAGUUUCUUGGUCAUAUUUGCUCUGAUUGCUGUUCCCUGGAUGCUCCUAAUUAAACCUUUCAUCCUCCGAGCCAACCACCAGAAAGCACAGCGCAUGAUCCGUUCUCAAGCCAUCUCAGGAAACCCUGGAGGUGAAAAUGAGGUAGAUGUCCAAGAGACCAAUCACUCCAAGAAAGCUUCCCAGGGAGACCACAGUGGUGGCCAUGAAGGACAUGAGGGUGAUGAUGAAGAGUUCAAUUUUGGAGACAUAUUUGUCCACCAAGCUAUCCACACCAUUGAAUACUGCCUUGGCUGCAUCUCCAACACAGCAUCCUACCUGCGGCUCUGGGCGCUGAGCUUGGCCCAUGCACAGCUGUCAGAGGUGCUUUGGACCAUGGUGAUGCACAACGGGUUGAGCAGCAGUGGCUGGACAGGCCUCAUUGUCAUCUUCAUUAUCUUUGCAGCAUUUGCAGUGCUGACAGUGGCCAUCCUGCUGGUCAUGGAGGGGCUCUCUGCCUUCCUGCAUGCCUUGCGUCUGCACUGGGCUUGACAGCACUGUAUUAUAGAUGUUUGCACACAUCAUCACUUAACAAAAGUGUUAGUUUUGACCUGUGUAAACGAAAGACUGCACCCAUUUCAACAUUUUUAGCCAUUUUAUUUAUCUCUGUUGGCUUGUUUCUCACUGGAGACUUAAGAUGACUCCUCCUGUGCUGUAUGUUUCAAGAUGGGUUGUUAAAGCAGAUUAUGUAGAAAUGCUAAUACCUAAGGAACAGAAAGAAGAGUGGAAUCAAAGCAGUUGACAUGAAUUUGAAGUACUGAUGUACUGUGAUCUUCCUAAAUAUUCAUUAAUUACUAAUCUUUCAAACUGAAUAGUGUUAAUCAGGCUGUGUUUUUUUAACCAUUAAGUAUGUAAAGAAAACAGAGCACACCAAUGGAUUUGGAGUGGACAGUGUUCCCUUUCAUGGGACGUAACCAAACAGGCCCUUAUUUUCAAACCUCACAUUCUUGAUAUCCAGCUCCACCAAAAAAACAACCUGGGAGUGUUCCCAGCAGGACACACAGUGUAAUGAGUCAUCACAGGUAAUAUUUCUGCAGCAUUCAGGCUUGAGAGUCACCUUCAGCUACAGCGACAGGGGAGAAAAUACAGCCCCAGGCAAAGCAGUUGUUCUGAUUUUCUCUUGUGGUCUCAAGAAGCCACACUGAUGUUGGGCACUGGUUGCCAGCAGAGCCACGAGCCUUUUUCAACAACAGCUUGGGUUAGGAGCAGCAGCUGGAGCUGAGAAGAGGUGGGCAUGGGAGUGUGUCCAUGACCCUUGCAUGGUCUUGUGUCACCAGUUCUUUGGGCAUGGGUAACCUACAAUACAGACAAAAACCACAUGGAUAUCACUGCAGAUGGUGUCACAGUUGCUCAGUGUAUGCUCAUCACCUUUGUUUCUUCCUUCCAGCCUGUUUUGUUUAUUCCUAUUCAGGAGAAAAGCAGUUUUGCAGCAAGAAAGGCCAAAGUAGUUUUGCAUUACCAAACACAGAGAAAACCAUUUGCUUUACGAAACAGCGGGUGAAUUUUCUGCACAAAUACACAUUUUAUCUUUAUUACA
Pseudopipra pipra is the source of this 4061-nucleotide messenger RNA. RefSeq names its product ATPase H+ transporting V0 subunit a4 (gene ATP6V0A4). Gene Ontology annotation, cellular component: vacuolar proton-transporting V-type ATPase, V0 domain; vacuolar proton-transporting V-type ATPase complex; plasma membrane. The record is from RefSeq and is a predicted model, not a curated record. Gene Ontology annotation, molecular function: ATPase binding; proton-transporting ATPase activity, rotational mechanism. Lineage: Eukaryota; Metazoa; Chordata; Aves; Passeriformes; Pipridae. The transcript has 21 exons. Gene Ontology annotation, biological process: proton transmembrane transport; vacuolar acidification. The coding region runs from base 569 to 3016 and encodes 815 amino acids.